AUGUCACAGCCGGAUCCCUAUUCGGCCUUUCAACCCCCUGGCGUUCGGCAAAUCGACGCCGAGGAGCUCAAAACGGAGCUUGAUGGUCUCUCACCACGGAUCUUUGCAGCAUGGAACCAGCUGCAAGACAUUGUGAAGCGGCAUGAAGCGACGAUUCAAAACCGCUGGUCGCGCAAAUCCAAGUCGAAACGCAAGGCUCUCCUCCUCGAAGUGCUGCCGACGAUUCCGAAGGACCAUCUCCCUGAUGUGGAGGCCUGGAAGAAGAAGCCCAAGAGCGUCAUCGUUGACAAGGAGAAUUCCGAUGCUUAUUUAAUGCCAUAUAUCAACCUUGAAGACUUGUCGAAGACGGAGCCGCUGCUGAUCAUGCUCAACGCUAGGGCUAGGAAUGGGCCUGAUGAGUUCGCCCACUCGGAUGUGGCGGCCUACCGCACCGGCUUGGUCACGCAGAGCAUCGACCGACCUUUCUUGAACCUGUACGUCAUGAUGUUCAGAGGGAGGAAGACGCCAGAGACGUAUGGAGAACUGUACCACUUUGACGACCAUGAGGAUGCCUCAGACUGGGCGUUCGAAGCAAGAGGCCUCACGCCUGGCGAUGGCCUCAAUUGUCUCAAGAUUCAGGCUAAGCUCUACGAAUUUCUGCAGGACUUCUGUCUCAAGCUCCUUCACGACAUACCUGAAGGCGACCUGAUCGGACCCAGUUACCCUGUAGUGGACGAGCCUCCACCAGUCUCUGCCAACAGUGCCGAGGCGGGAACCACAUCACUGUCCAUCACGUCGCUCGAGUCAGCGUACCGCCUGCCAGCUCGCAUAGACCUCGAUCGCCUAGAAGCCGUCGUGAUAGCACAGGUUGCCGAGCUCGAGGAUGAACUGUGGGCACUGCGUGAGGAUCCCGAGGCUUUUGCCAACACAAUCCUCGAGACCAAGGAGCAUCGCCAAGAGAUGCUUCUCGACACCAACGGCAAGCCGCAUCCAAUUCAUGAACCAUCACGCAUCCACAUAUUGUGGGAGCGUGUCAUCACCAGUGUCAUCGUGGACAAGACCGUUUCUCUUGGUCUGUGGCACAUUGUGUUGGAAAAGGUGCACACGCUGCGCCGCGCUCUGGAUGCGCACAAGAACCAGAUUGACCCUGCAGAGGAUCUGCCUGAGAAGUUGGCGAUGGCGUUCUACGAGCUCUUCUCUAUCCUCGAGAGGAUGGAAGCUGGCCCAGUGACAACUCUCAAGAUUUCUUUUCCGGGUUCUCCACCGAUGCGCAGCCUUUUCCAGAGAGAACCAGCGCCUAAUGCAUACACGCCCAUGAUCAACACCGUGUCGAAGCCGGACGGGGCCAACAAAAUCGAGCAAGAGUUCAUUUACAUCAUGGACAUGAUGUGGGACAACCAGAAGCGUCACCUGUUGACGACUAAAGGUCUGCUGGACAUGUUGAACAGCCUGCUCCAGAAGGAGCCCUCGGCCAAUGCGCUUUUGACGCCCUACAUCCAGGAACAGCUGGGUCACUUUGCCCUCAUUACAGAGUGUCUCCGCCAGCUUCAGCUCUUCCAGCCCUGGGCUGACACGUUUGAGCAAAAGAUCAACGAGUCCAAGGACCAAAUCAACAAGGACUUUUCCGUCAAGACACAAUGGAUGACUGCCAUCAGCCAGAUGAGCCUCGGCACAGCUUUUGUUCAUUUCGGCGUCCCGACAGACGGGCGAUUCCGUUACCCGGCUGCAAAGGCCAAGACGAAGGACAACAUUGAGGCAAUGCGAUCCGCCGAGGCUUCGCUCGAUGCGUUCUGGUCCUCGUUCCUGCAGACGUACCAGCACACGCUGAGCCCUCGCAUCCGUGACAUUCUCAUCCACAGGGAGCGUCAGCGCACGAAACCCUGGGCCGAGCCCAUCAAAAGCACCCCCUCGGCCAAGGGACGCGACGCCCAGCUCGCGGCCUCGGUCGGCAGCCUGCAUAUCAAGGAGCAGCAAGUCUCGUCCGCGCCCGCCAAGACGAAGACCAAGACACGGGGCGCCUCCGCGCCAGAGAAAGCCGACGCGCAGCCCGUCGCGCCCGCACCGCGCAGCGAUGCCGCGCAGAAAAAGAUCCAGGUCGACAAGCGCGCCCUCAAGGUCUUCAACGCGCUCUUCUUCUCGAGCGACCCGAACCAGCAGGCCAGCGAGACCAAUUGGAGUGAUUUCCUGUACGCCAUGACGAAGACUGGGUUCGCGGCGGAGAAGAUUUACGGGUCUGUCUGGCAGUUUACGCCGACUGGCCGCGAGAGUAAGAAGCCUCUGCAGCUUCACGAGCCGCACCCUUCGAGCAAGAUUCCGUUUUGGUUGGGGAGGAGGAUUGGCCGCCGGCUGAACAGGACGUAUGGAUGGGACCGGGCCAUGUUUUCAGCGUAG
This is a messenger RNA of Verticillium alfalfae VaMs.102, 2370 nucleotides long. RefSeq lists its product as hypothetical. NCBI's taxonomy places the organism in Eukaryota, Fungi, Ascomycota, Sordariomycetes, Glomerellales, Plectosphaerellaceae. Bases 1 to 2370 code for a protein of 789 amino acids. The transcript has a single exon. The record is from RefSeq and is a predicted model, not a curated record.